CUACUAACUGUAGCAGAAAGCAGCAGUGGCUAGCGCCUCUGGGGAGAUGCGGCCGACUAUCAGGACAGAGACGGUCUGCAGGCUGUUCUGAAGCAUGUAGGCCAGUAUCACCGGGAUUGAGGCCCUUGCCAGGAGCCAUAUUUCGGACAGCCAUUCCCGAUACAGGGGAUUUAUCCACCACGCGCUCGCCGGGGACGACAACGGCUUGGGGAGAAGCGCAGUUCUUUCGUUGUCAUCCCUCGCGGGCGGAUCUGAAGGCCAUGUUGCCGGCAUUAUCGUCGGCGAUAUCUCGUUCUCCAUCUCGAGGUGGUCCAGAUAGCCGGCGGUUUGAGAUAGCGCCGUGGAAAAGACCAACACCCCAGGAAGCUAGACGUAAGUUGGAAUCAAGGUACGGAUCGCCAAUUAUGGUCACUCCACCGAUCACCGCCGCAACGCAGAGGGCACCGCGUAAACAUUUACGGGACGUCCUCGCAGAAAGGGAUGGACGUGUGGUGAAGGGGGUACGCCCCAAAGCACGUCAAUGUAAGGCAACAGGGGAGGUCUCUUCGUAUCUCUCUCUUUAUAGUCCCUCCGGAUUAUGUCUUCGUCGGCGGUGGGUGCUACGUGUUCCUACAUAUCAAUCCGUAGAUCUAACCUGCCUCCAUUGGGUACCAACGCGGGUCGACUCCCAAGUCCAGUCUCGCACGUAAGUACUACUACGUUGAUGCCAGGCUCGCAGGAUACUGUCCCCUCUAGAUAUCCCGCACAACAUCGCCCGGGGGGGGAGGUGGAGGUGAGGAGGAGAAUCAGAGUGGCUGCUCCCUCAUUGGGUACGGUAUACUGGCGGUGGGUACAAGAGGCGCAACAAAGCCCAGAUAAUCAACGGGAGCAUGCAUCUUCCGGCUCUCACUCGGCAGGCCAUUCGUCGUCUCCCCGUGCCCUGUCGUGUUGUGCAGCAUGGCCACUACCCGCUCGCCACCGUCUCGGUAUCGGUUCCAUACGAUUCGGAGCCGACCCGCCCCUCUCACCGUUCUGGCUCUCUCGCUAUCGGAUCGCGUUGAGGGGGGCGCCAUACGUGCAGCCUCGCCGGGGGAGGAUAUGGGACGACUUGGCCCUCCGAUUUGGUAAUUCCCCUUUCCCCCCUCGCCGUAGGCGUGAGCGCUGCAAGGGGAGGGGGGAGAGGAGAGACAGGUCCCGUCAGCGCUGGGCCGCCAUAGGGCACCGGCUUACGGGAUUUCUAUCAGAGACGAAUUAGCGGCUGGGUAAUGCAGGCGAUGGGUGAGUUGGCGCUGCAUCGCGAUAUUAAGAGAUCGUCUACCGAGUGGCGGCGG
Molecule: messenger RNA, 1310 nt
Organism: Durotheca rogersii
Lineage: Eukaryota; Fungi; Ascomycota; Sordariomycetes; Xylariales; Xylariaceae
Exons: 1
Coding region: 578-1234 (218 amino acids)
Source: RefSeq, a predicted model, not a curated record